GCUUCCUUGUCGCCCCUCUUUUUUCCUUUGUUUGUUUCCCUCCAGAGGGCCAUGAUAUGAUGACAUGUAUACACACACGCAUGCAUGCCCACAUCCACAUACCAUCCGCACAUUUACGCAACACAUUCAGUGCUACACCUCCCCUACUACACCUCCUCUACUACAUGUGUCUAUCGAGAGGCAAAGAAGGGAGAUGCUGGCGCCUGCUGUCUAUGCAUCGGCCGGUUCUUUGUGCCCUACUUGGUGCUUGGUCUUUCUACUCACCCGGCUGUCUGCCAUUUGUCUUUGUCUCAGUAAAGGAACGGAAUAGAAGCGAGACCAAUGCGACCAAUCGCAUCAAAGAUAUCCUCCUCGAGUCCACCACGCCCAGACUCAUCGGCCAGGCACCACCACCGCCACCGCCACCGCACUUCGCGCCGCACACAACAAGGACACAGGCCGCCACCCUUGUCGUCAUCACCGUCACUAUCCUCACCAUUAUCAGUAAUAUCGCCCUAUCCCGCUUCCUCUUCGUCUGCAUCCCCGCACAGCAUGCAUUCCGCCCAGCUCCUCGGCCGCCACCAGGACCCCAUCUCCUCUCUACGCUCAGUCCUGUCGUCUCUCCUGUCGACUGCAUCUUCCAACAUUGGGUCCGCCAAUCAGUCCUUCUCGAAACAGCAUUCUCGCAGGAAGCACCUCAGGAGUAA
Molecule: messenger RNA, 686 nt
Organism: Gamsiella multidivaricata
Lineage: Eukaryota; Fungi; Mortierellomycota; Mortierellomycetes; Mortierellales; Mortierellaceae
Exons: 1
Coding region: 57-686 (209 amino acids)
Source: RefSeq, a predicted model, not a curated record